AAUCCAGCCGCGAGGAGUUUUGCUUGUUUACGUACCGCUGGCAGGUUCAGUUUCUUCCUUCCUCGUCCUCGAGAAUGAGAUCGACGCUGGCUCGCGUCGGCGCUGGCGUUCGAUUGCUUCCUGAGAUUCGCGCCCGCGAAUGUGCCGAUCGUGUGCUCCUAGCAAUUUUUUGACAAAAGACAUCGUCAACUCGUAGUCGUUGAAGUCGCUAGAAGUAAAACAGGUGGAGCAAGAUCGUGGAGCAAGUGGAGGGGAAAAUUUACUUCUAUCUGCGUUCGUUGUUAGCAGCGGCUGAGUUUAGGAGAAAAAUUGUGCGCAGCGGUCGAAACACACUCGAAAUCUCCGAGUGAAAGGAACGUUUGGAAAGAAAGGGUACACCAGAGAGGAAGAAACUUUGAUUGGAACCGUCGUACUUUCUAAAACAAAAUGCCCCGAGCGAUGCCUGCGGGCUUAGCCACGUUUUAACACGUACCCUUACCUCACGAACCAAUGAAACAAACGACGACUCGCACGCGAGUAUCCACUCCAACAACACGCUCGUUUCUCAACAGUCUGAGGAAAGGCCAGCCAUCAUGGAUCUUGGAAUAUUACGGCAGAUAUUUAUCGGGACCAUUUGCAACCUUCUGAUCAUCGACAGCGGAUUGAACGAGGGAUGGAGCACACUUAUUAUACCGAAAUUCGAGCAGGACGAUCCUUUGAGAGUGUCCAGCGACGAAAUGGUAUGGAUAGUGAAUUUCUUGUACGUCGGUGUCGGCCUCGGCUCGGUGGUGCCGUUUCUUUUGAUGGACAGGAUCGGUCGCAAAAGAACUCUGCUGUUCGCCACGACACCAAAGAUUGUCAGCUGGAUUUUGAUCGGCUUGGCAAAUACCGUUCCGCAGCUUUACGUUGGCAGGAUAUUGGCCGGCGUUGGAUGUGGAAUUACGUACGCUGUAAUGCCUAUGUACUUGGGCGAGGUUACCAGCAAAACCACUCGCGGCCCGUUAGGUACGCUGAUGGCGGUGCUUCUGAACGCGGGCAUGAUGUUAGCGUACGCGAUCGGCUUCUGGGCGUCACGUUUCACCAUGUCGAUGAUCUGCGUGACGUUACCCUCGUUGUUCCUCGUGACGUUCGUCUGGCUGCCGGAGAGCUCUGUGUUCCUCACGAAGAAAAACAAGCUGACGUCCGCCGAGAGGACGUUGAAGUGGGCGUUAGGGAAGGACGACGUGGUGGAGGAAUUGGAGGAGAUCAAACGGAUCGUGGCUACGGAGGACUGCAACGCCGACCAACCGCUGAGAAGAUCGUUGAAGGAGAUGUUCGCCAGGCGUGCGAAUCGCCGUGCAUUUCGCAUCGGGGCGAUCGUCAUGAGCGCGUUGACUCUAACAGGCGCGAUACCGUUGCUCGCUUAUCAGUCGUUCAUAUUCGAGGAGGCCGAUUUCGCGAUCUCGACCAACAUUAGCAUCCUGAUCACGGGGCUGGCGAUCGUGAUCUCUGGUAGCGUGUGCGUGAUACUGGUGAGGAUCACCGGCAAGAGAUUGCUGCUGUUGAUCUCGGCGCCGGUCUGUGUGCUGUCGCUGGCGACGAUGGCGAUCUUCUUCGAGCUUCAGUCGAGCGGCCACGACGUCUCCAAACUACGAUGGAUACCGAGCGUGUUCCUGGUGAUUUAUAUCCUCGGAUACGGGCUCGCGCUCAACCCGAUCCCGUUGGCCUACAUGGGCGAGAUCUUUCACGUCGACGUGAAGGUGACCGCCGCGAUACUCUCCUCGCUCUAUUACGCCGUCUCCACCAUUGCCAUGGUAAAAUUCUAUCAGGUGCUUCAAGAGUCGUACGGAACGCACACGCCGAUAUGGGUAUUCACUGUGAUUACUUUCUUCAUAUGGUUGUUAAUUUAUCGAUACGUGCCGGAGACUGAAGGGAAGACCUUGGAGGAAAUACAAAUGGAAUUGUGAAGGAGAAGCUUCCAAUUUCUGUUGACUCGAUUCGGCAUUGUGAAUUGUUUAAUAAAAAAAAUGUACGAUUUCUAUA
Molecule: messenger RNA, 2001 nt
Organism: Frieseomelitta varia
Lineage: Eukaryota; Metazoa; Arthropoda; Insecta; Hymenoptera; Apidae
Product: facilitated trehalose transporter Tret1-like
Exons: 5
Coding region: 573-1925 (450 amino acids)
Biological process (GO): transmembrane transport; RNA processing
Cellular component (GO): membrane
Molecular function (GO): transmembrane transporter activity; adenosine deaminase activity; RNA binding
Source: RefSeq, a predicted model, not a curated record